Molecule: messenger RNA, 866 nt
Organism: Phialemonium atrogriseum
Lineage: Eukaryota; Fungi; Ascomycota; Sordariomycetes; Cephalothecales; Cephalothecaceae
Exons: 2
Coding region: 280-636 (118 amino acids)
Source: RefSeq, a predicted model, not a curated record
AUCCAAAACGCCCGUCUCUCCCUUCCCUAUUCCUUCCCUCUCCCUUUCCUCUUCCUUCCCUCUUCCUUCCCUCUUAGAUUCCUAGCUCUUCUUCCAUUUUCUUCUACCAGAAGAUUGCAUUCUUUGACCACAAUCUUCCACAACAUCAUAUUCCUCGCUACCUUACCCUUCUUCCUGAUACCAGAAGCUUGCAUUCUUCGACCGCAAUCUUCCACGACAUCACAUUGCUCGCUACCUUACCCUUCUUCUUGAUACCAUAAGUUAAUCGUCGAGAUACAAAUGCACAUAUCAUCGAAUACCCCAGCAAACAUGACCCGACCAAAAGCCGAAGGAGAUGCCCAACCACUCUGUUUCUCCCCCGCCAUCCAGGGGCAUUUCGAUCUCGUCGCCUUCAAGCUCAAGCUGAUGCGAGAGGCGUUGGAGGACAACGUGAUGGUAUGGCAGCGUCACCGGAAGAACAUCCUGUUUCUCAUAGACUACUAUGAGAACGGCGGCGAAGUUCCUCCUCCCGGCAAGACGAUGUGGAUCUUCGAUGGCAAGGUCGUCGAUCAACCGCCAACACCACCUUGGCCCGUGACAUCGGCAGCGUGGGCAGAAGAGGGCUUGGGUUUUCAACUUGCAGGACUCGUAUCGUGAGCAAACUUCCUGUCAUGUAGAAGAUAUGCCGGAGUUAGGACAUGGAUUAGAACAUGGUAAGGACGACGGAGAAAUCGAUCACAGCUUUGUACGAAUUGAUGGGUUGCUUCUUCACUGCGCUAUCUCCUGUGUAAUAGCCUGUUUGUUUUCACGCGUUUGCCACUAUGGCGGUUCCAGAGAUGUCCGCCGCCGCUGCGCAGGCACUUGGGUGGGUUAACCAACAACAAUGC